GCCCAAACUGCACAAUGGGAACUGUGUGGGAAAAGCAUCCCCUGGCUCCCGUCCCUAGCACAACUGGUUGUAGCCUCACCACUCAAGAUAUUGUCUCCUAAAAUACUGUCCCAAACUUCAGUGCAUCCCUGGAAGAGAAAGAGCCCCUUACACAGAAGGCAUGGUUCUGCUGGUGGCAGCAAUGCUACUUCUGGCCUUGGCUGUGAAGUCAGAAGCUCUCUGCUCACCCACAACCUUCUACAAGGACUGCUGGAUCCGACGCUUCCCAGGGCUCCUGAUUGACCUGCAGGAGUCACAGAAGAGGGGAGCCCAAGUGCUGAAAAUUUAUGCAGAAGUCUCACCCCAGCAGUGCAGCAGAACCUGCUGCCUCUUGAGCAAUGCUUCCUGCAAUCUCGCAGUGUUCUACCAUGGAGCCAUUCAUGAGAGCAUGAACUGCCUGCACGUAUCCUGCCCAGCACUGGAGAGCUGCAUCCUAAAGACUAGGAUCAAUGUGGUUCUGUACAACAUCACCACAGGGACUGAUCCAGAUCUGCUCCUUUUUGGGAAACUGGCAUCCUCAGAGGCCAAUCUUCAUCUUUCACCCAGUGAACAUGAAAGGCAGAACAGCACAAAAGCCACCAAGCAGGAGAGGUGCCAGCAUCGCAACACCACCUCCAGUUCUCUUUUGAUCCAAGCUCCAUCUUCUGUCAGUAGCUACAGCUUGCCAGCCAAUGCACAAGCCUCCAGCACUGGCCUGAGAGCCACAGCCCCUGCAGUUCCUACUCACUCCAUGGCAGAAACUCUUCCAACAGAUGAUACUUUUGCUAAGAGGAUGAGCACAGCUUCAGAAAGCAGCAGCUCAGACAAAACUCUGCACUCAACUUUGAUACCCAGAUCUGCCAAGGUGUUGUCCCCCAUGCCCACUCCUCCUGGCCUCAACAGCAGCAAGCAGCACUCCAAUGAAACUAAAGGCUACAACAGCAGGAAUUACACCUUGAAUAACCAGGCAUCUCCCUGGGAGCCUGCAGCCUUGGGGGUCUGGCUGAUUCCUGUUGUGCUUUGCUGUUCUGUCAUCUUCCUCUGCUGCUGCACUGUUGCUUUUACAGCAGGGCAUUGCAGCAGCAGGAAAGGGCAGUACAAGCCCAUGUGGAGAAAAAGAACCACCUUGAGUCAAUUCAUGAAAUACAGCACUGCCAGGGGCAGCUGGUGAGGUGUGGGGUGCUCACCAUCCUUCUGCAACGAACACAACUUCCACAUGACUUGUCUGCACCAGCUCUUUGCUUUACAGAACCUGGUGGUUUCAGAACCUCUUGGUUGUCAUUUUAGUUCUCAACAUAUGGAAUGCAAUUCUGCUGUCUCUUUAAGGCAUGAAGCACACACUCAGACACAGCACACAUCAUACAUAGCUUCUACUGCAUGCUCAGAGGGGUUCAGGCACAUGUCAGUGCAUCGCCUCACCCAGACCAAUGCCUAACCAACAGUUCACCCUCUCCCUACCUUAAGAGAGCUAAAUCACUGCAACUGUACCCAUCCUCUCCUGUCUUUGAACUAACCCAAGAAAACCAACUGUAAUCAGUGAGACCAAGGUUUCAUGUCCUGUACCUAUUUUUAUAGCAUCAUAGAGUCAUUCUCUAACCGUCCUUUAAUUGCCUCAUUCUUCUCUAAGAACUGUCUAGUUUGUUUCUUUCCCCAUUUAUCCCCAAUACUGAGGCAAAACAACUUAGCCAGCACUCUUUACUCUUCAAAGGGCAACACCAAGAAGCACCCAAGUCCCCAGAAAUACUGAUUUAGCUGAACACAAGCAUCUGAUCAGUCUUUAGGUCCCACUCCCUCACUUCACUCUUCCAAUGAUGACCACUUUAAGUGUUUUCCAAGCCCCUCCACAACCACCUCCAGAGGUCAGCCGCUUUUGUAGUUGGUUCUCUCCAAGGCAUUGACAACUCUCUUGUUACUGGCUAACACAAAUGCAGGUCACAAACUAUCCUGUGACUUGUUUGGGCUGUGUUGUCUGCUUUGCCUUGCUUACUCACAUUUAUCACUGACACUACUAACCUUUAAACCAAGACUCUGUCAUUUAACCUGUUUUGCACAGGGCUACACAAGACGUUUUGAAAGCUCUAAGUUAGCUAAGAAAAUUUUGCUUUUGCUUUUUUCCUCAUCCUGUAAAACCUCCUCAUAAAAGUGCUCCUCCUGCCUAGAAAUUAAAAAAGUAGCAAGGGAUUUCCCUGCUUUACCUUAUUAAAGCAAACCUCUUCAGCAGCAACCAGGAUUGUCCUUCCUCUUUUAACAAACUUGUUGAUGUCUCAGAGUUUCUCCCUUUCUUCACUUGCCCUAAGAAAUUUCCAUAGCCAGACAAGUGUAGAUGUUACAGAAGGAAACAAUAAAGCUGACUUGCAUGGCUCUGUGCC
Molecule: messenger RNA, 2387 nt
Organism: Pogoniulus pusillus (Red-fronted tinkerbird)
Lineage: Eukaryota; Metazoa; Chordata; Aves; Piciformes; Lybiidae
Gene: MANSC4
Product: MANSC domain containing 4
Exons: 3
Coding region: 161-1189 (342 amino acids)
Biological process (GO): epithelium development; epidermis development; extracellular matrix organization
Cellular component (GO): plasma membrane
Molecular function (GO): serine-type endopeptidase inhibitor activity
Source: RefSeq, a predicted model, not a curated record